GACACAUUUGAGUAUGGCACUUUGUAUCUGUUUAACUUAUUUGUAUUGGUCUUGCCCCACAUGCAUCAAGCCUUCCUUGCAUGUUCAUGGUCUUUUUGUUAGUGCCAACUGCAAUGAUGUUGACUUUCAAUGACAUAUAAGUGCACUGCAAGAUUCAUGAAAAUGGUACGUACAAACAAAGGCUAUUUUCUCCUGUUUACAACUUCUUGCUCCUGUUUACAUUUCUGCAUUAUACACAUUUUUAACCUCGCUUAUUCAUUUUUGUGCUUUACUUGUUACUACUUCCAGACGCCAAGAACUUACUGCUGUGCUAACACUGAAGACUUGGAGACAGUUAUCCACCAUGUACACAGCCUGUACCCUUCUGCUCCUUUUCUGGCAGCAGGGGUUUCAAUGGGAGGAAUGCUGCUUCUAAAUUAUCUGGGCAAAAUUGGGUCCAAAACUCCUUUGAUGGCGGCGGCAACGUUUUCAGUUGGUUGGAAUACCUUUGCUUGCUCAGAGUCGUUGGAGAAACCACUGAACUGGCUGCUUUUUAAUUACUAUUUGACAACUUGUCUCCAGUCUUCAGUUAAUAAACACCGGCAUAUGUUUGUGAAACAAGUUGAUAUGGAUCAUGUCAUGAAGGCUAAAUCCAUCAGAGAGUUUGAUAAGCGGUUCACUUCUGUCAUGUUUGGCUACCGAACAAUCGAUGAUUAUUAUACUGACGCCAGCCCAAACCAUAGACUGAAGUCAGUAGGAAUUCCGGUGUUGUGUCUAAAUUCUGUGGACGAUGUUUUCUCACCCAGUCAUGCUAUUCCAAUAGAAACUGCUAAGCAAAACCCUCAUGUUGCUUUGGUCCUUACUUCUUACGGAGGCCAUAUUGGUUUUCUGGAGGGAAUCUGGCCAAGACAGUCCACUUACAUGGAUCGUGUCUUCAAGCAAUUUGUGCAAGCCAUGGUUGAGCAUGGACAUGAACUCUCGAACAUGUAGUUCUUCCAGUGCAUUUUGUCUGAAGCACUGCUGUAAAGGCAACUCAGCUAGUGCACAAAUGCUAACUGCUGUAUGUAAAGCAAAUAAGCCAGCAGAUGGGUGAAGAGGUGCAGAAUGAUAUGCAAAAUGACUUUCUAGGGAAACAAGACAACUUUGUAGUCAGAAAUUAAACAUAAUAUUAGAUUGUUACUUAAGUAGAUUUUAUUUUUACUAUGCCUUACCAAGUAUGACCUUAAACAAAGUAGUACAUACAUGAAAUUGCACUUAACCAAAACUAUCAUGUAAAAAAAUUGUAAUUCCUCAGGGGUUUAAUUUAGGCCCUUUUUUUUUUUUAGAUUAUUCAUUUUAGAUGACUUAAUGGUACUUUAACUGUUAAAAGACUUUGGUUAUUUGAAUGUAAGUUAUAAGGUAGUACCUUCCUAAGGAUAUUUAUAUUUAAUGAUGAUAACAUGAAAACUGAAAUAGGAUAAAACACAAUGCGCUAAAUCUUUUAUGUAUUCUAACUUUAAAAGGCAAGUGCAGAAAUGUUAGACUGACUUCUCUACGUGCUGUUUUACUCUGAGAAUAUUAAAUUAGGGCUGAUUUAUGUUUUAUAAUGAUUAUAAUUUACAUGCUUAUUUUUAAAAUAGUAUAUGUGCACACAUACAUAUCAUUAUAUUAAAAUUAAUUUUACUAUUUUAAAUUG
Carlito syrichta (Philippine tarsier) is the source of this 1654-nucleotide messenger RNA. RefSeq names its product abhydrolase domain containing 3 (gene ABHD3). Gene Ontology annotation, biological process: medium-chain fatty acid catabolic process; medium-chain fatty acid biosynthetic process; phosphatidylcholine metabolic process. The record is from RefSeq and is a predicted model, not a curated record. Lineage: Eukaryota; Metazoa; Chordata; Mammalia; Primates; Tarsiidae. Gene Ontology annotation, molecular function: monoacylglycerol lipase activity; A2-type glycerophospholipase activity; glycerophospholipid phospholipase A1 activity. The transcript has 5 exons. Bases 130 to 969 code for a protein of 279 amino acids.